Molecule: messenger RNA, 5066 nt
Organism: Pseudoliparis swirei
Lineage: Eukaryota; Metazoa; Chordata; Actinopteri; Perciformes; Liparidae
Gene: mical1
Product: microtubule associated monooxygenase, calponin and LIM domain containing 1
Exons: 24
Coding region: 209-4009 (1266 amino acids)
Molecular function (GO): FAD binding; protein binding
Source: RefSeq, a predicted model, not a curated record
CGCGAGACGCAGGUGAGCUCGCGCUCUUAUUACCUUUCAACCCCCCCACAAAAAAAGGAAACGCACAUGGAAACGACAGCUUGGAUACGGUUUCAACAAUACCCGGUUCCGCGGCACGACUCCUACACCGCUAAUGUAACUUCUGGACGACUUUCAUGAGCCGACACUGACUUUUAACCAGCAAACCCAGUGACAGUCAUCCUCCACCAUGGCAAGCAAGGACCCUGUCAACCCCUCACAUGCUGCAUUCGACCUCUUCGUCCAAGCCCAGAGUUGUAAAGAUGUGAAGAACCACUUCGCUGCACUCUGCAGGCAACUGGACAUCGAUCCUCUUGAUUUCAGGAGUUUCUACAUCAAAUUAAAGGAAAGACUAAACUACUGGAAAGCCAAAGCCCUGUGGACCAAGCUGGACAAACGGGCAUCUCACCCAGAUUACAAGCAAGGAAAAGCCUCCACCAAAAACAAGUGUCUUGUGUUGGGUGCUGGGCCAUGUGGGCUGAGAACGGCCAUUGAACUGGCCCUGCUGGGGGCUCAGGUGGUGGUGUUGGAGAAGAGAGAGAGCUUCUCAAGGAACAAUGUUCUCCACCUGUGGCCCUACACCAUUUCUGAUCUCCGCGGGCUCGGAGCCAAGAAGUUCUACGGCAAAUUCUGCACCGGGUCGCUGGAUCACAUCAGCAUCCGUCAGCUGCAGUUGGUUCUCUUGAAAGUGUCACUUCUCCUCGGGGUGGAGGUGCACACCGGAGUGGAGUUUCAGGGCUUGAUUGAGCCCUCGGGAGAAAACGGUUGGAUGGCCGAGCUGCAGCCGGGGUCUCAUCCUGCUGCGACCUUCCAGUUUGACGUCUUCAUCUCUGCUGGAGGAGGCAGGUUUGUUCCAGAUGGUUUUAAGCACAAGGAGCUGAGAGGCAAGCUGGCUAUCGGCAUCACAACCAACUUCAUCAACAGACACACGGCCGCAGAGGCCCAGGUGGCAGAGAUCAGCGGCGUGGCCCGCAUCUAUAACCAGAAGUUCUUCCAAGAGCUGCUCACUGAGAUGGGUAUUGAUUUGGAGAAUAUUGUCUACUACAAAGACGACACCCACUACUUUGUCAUGACUGCCAAGAAGAAGAGCUUGUUGAACAAGGGGGUCAUCAAGCGGGACCACAGCGAUGCAGAGGAGCUGCUGGCUCCUGCAAACGUGGAUCAUGAGGCGUUGUGCCGCUAUGCCCACGAUGCUGCCUCCUUCUCCACCGGUGGCAAACUGCCCGAACUCCAGUUUGCUGAGGACCAUGCCGGCCAGCCCGACGUGGCCAUGUUCGACUUCACCUCCAUGCACCGUGCUGAGAAUGCCUCUCUGGUUAGGGAGAGGAAGGGGAAGAAAUUGUUGAUGGGUCUUGUCGGAGAUUGCCUGGUGGAGCCUUUCUGGCCCCUGGGCACAGGUAUUGCCCGUGGGUUUCUAGCUGCGUUUGACACAGCGUGGAUGGUGAGGAGCUGGGGCAUGGGGGUCCCACAUCUCAAAGUCCUAGCUGAGAGAGAAAGUAUCUACCAGGUCCUGUCCCAGACCACACCAGAAAACACCAGCAAAAACUACGCUGGUUACAGCAUUGACCCCAAAACGCGGUACACAAGGGUCAACCUCUCAUCUAUCCAUGCCAACCAGGUGCAGCACCUCUACGAUGUUGAUAAAUCCAAUCCAUCGAUCAAGAAACAGAAGAGCCAAUCGUCUCCCAUGCGUCAAGAUUCAGUCAAUGGUUUUGAGGAGUUGUUGAGAUGGUGUCAGAAACACACCGCGGGUUAUGAGAAUGUGAAUGUAAAUGAUUUUACCCAAUCCUGGUGCUCCGGGCUGGCUCUGUGUGCUCUGAUCCACCACUUCAGACCUCAGCUCAUCAACAUGUCCUCCUUGGAUGAAUCCAGUGCUGUUCACAACCACCAACUGGCCUUCAGUGUCUUGGAGAAGGAGCUGGGCAUCCCGCGUGUCAUGUCUGCCAGUGACUUAACCAAAAGUGGUCAGAUAGACAAGUUGUCCAUGGUCCUCUACCUCACCCAGGUCCAAAAUGCCUUCACUGUGCCAGCAAAAGACCCUGCAGCCUUCCUGCCGUUGUCCAAGCCGCUGACUCUCUCCCGGGCACAGUCGGCUGUCUUUUUCCUGAACAAGCUGAAGCACAACUCUCUGCAAAGACGCAAGGAAAAGCUGGCGACUGAGAAAAGAAAAAAAGAGACGAGGAUGGGAGAUAAGGACAGUACGGCGGUGCCUCCUGUGUCCCCCGAGCUCAGUCCUACACCUGAUCCGGCUCUUGAUCCUGAGCCUGAGCCUGGUGCUGGUGUGUCGAUGAGAAACAGCGAGGAGUGUUACUUCUGUGCUCAGAGGGUCUACGUGCUGGAGCGCAUCAGUGCCGAGGGCAAGUUCUUCCAUCGCAGCUGCUUCACCUGCCAUCGGUGCGCCAUCACUCUCCGACUCGGCGGAUACACCUUUGACCAGACCACAGGGAGAUUUUACUGUGAGCUGCACUCUGAAGAACUGGAGCUGGAAGACGGGGCUGAAACAUUUUCAAAGGAUAGCGAAGGAAAUCAUGGAGGAACACAUGAGGAGAACAGGCUUUCCAGUGAGGAUUAUACACCAUCUCCAUCAGAUGAGGAGUUUGAGCAUACUCUGGACUCUGGUCCCUCUGCUCAGUCACAUAAACCUGAAGGACGGGAUCCCCAUAUACUUGAAUCCAAAGAGGAUUCCCAACAACCACACACAUUAAAAACUCCCAUACAUCCUCCAUCUAAAACUGAGGUGGCAGCACCCACCGAGGAAGAGACCGUGUCCUAUCCUGUGCCAAAGCCCCGCCUCUCUCAGCAGACCACACCCAGCCCUCAGCCCUCUCCUCCAAUAGCAAAACCUCGCUCAAUCCUCCAUUUCAACCCCUCGGCACCAGAACAGCGUUCAUCUCCAACCCCUACAAAAGAGAUCUCCAUGGCAACACCAGACUCCCGUCCGAAGCAAUCACUCCGAAAACUUCAGCUGACCGUCGAGGAGAAAAGCCAACUCGUGAACCUUCAGAGCCUCAGCGUGGACUCUGACUCCGAGACCCCCGGCGGAUCCUCCUCAUGCUCCUCUUCCUCUGCAACCGCAGGAGGUCCAAGCCCUCCGAAGCCAGAAGGCCUGGAUGGGCAAGAAGAGGAGGGCUACUGGAGUGGGAGCACCGCAGGUCACAUCCGGGGGAAUAGGAAUCGACGCUGCUUCAGGAGGAAAGAGAUGCCAAACGGGCAGACCAGGGUACGAUCCAAGUUCUCCCCCUGGAAUCUCUCUUCUCCGAGAUUCAGCAGAGACAAACGGCUCAGUGUCCUCGUUAAUCAUCCAGGGAGAGUGGAAACCACAUUCAGGCACGCACACAGCACCUCGGAAGAGGGUGGAGAUGAUGAUGAUGACGAUGACGAAGAUGAGAUGUUUGAGCGAGAUGAUGACUUAUUUGAUAAAUUUCAGACGGUGCCGUCGGACCCUGUUAUGGCUGAGAAGAUGGAGUUGAUGAAGAUGAGGACGCUCGAGCGGCGGGCCAAGAUGAGCGAAUUACAGCGACUGCGCAAAGCCCAGUCCAUCCAGAGGAGACUGGAGGAGAUUGAGGUGACCUUCAAGGACUUGGAGGAUAAAGGUGUCGUGCUGGAGAGGACGCUGCGUGGAGAGGCUGGCAGCAACGGCUCUCCGGAUAUGAUUGAGCAUUGGAUCCUGCUGGUCCACGAGAAGAACGCGCUGGUGUCCGAGGAGUCCGACCUCAUGGUGGCGUCUCGUCAGCUGGAACUCGAGGACAAGCAGAGCAUAUUGGAGUUGGAGCUCAGGAAAUACAUGGAACUGGAUGACAAGACAUCGGAGCAGCAGGCAGAAGAAGAUCGGGUCCUCCAACAGAUGCUCGACGUGGUGGACAUGAGGGACUCCCUGGUGUUGUUUCUGGACGAGAAGAGGCUGAACGAGAUGAGCGAGGAGCAAGAGGCCUUCUCCAUCAAGGAGGCCAAGCGGCACUCGAAGGCGGGAGCUCAGGUUCACUGGGCGUAGGGCUUUCCCGCUCACGCGUACUCCGCAUGAACCUCCCGAGACGUGCGGCUUUCAGACCUGAGACGCAACUUCUGCAAAGCCAAAGAUGUUACAGAAUGGUUGAGGAUGGGUAAGCGCCCCUCUUUAUACAACGAGGAGAAAGCGUUGAGGCUUAUGGGCCAGAGGCCGAGUGAAUGUGUUGCAAUCUUCCCCCUAGAGGGAGACAUAAGCCUGGGGAUCUGACGCAUUCUGCUCCCGCUAAGCCCAGCCUGAUGGUGUGGUCAGAGCAACAGACCGCGGAAGGAAAAUAGACCCCUACCUGUACACUCGGGCGACCACCACACGGCAGAUAAUUACUACCUCGCCUUGAUGUGGUGUCAGAAACGUGCGAGUCCUGUGCCAAACCAAGACGAAGCAGCAUGGGAGUGCAGCGGUGGGGAAGCGGCAGUCGCUCUGGAGACGUAGAGGUGGGUCGAGGACGAAAGCACACGACGGAUGUUGGUUUUGAGAAAUAUUUUAAUGAACACGUACACGAUUACAUAAUAUACAUAUAAUUCAAUGUUUAAUAUUUGUACACUGAAUAAACUCCAGAGAUAUGAUGGUGGAGGAAAAUAAGAGAGCUAGAUAACAUUUUACAAUUAAUAAAUUCCACGAUUUAGUAUUCAUGAUUACAUUUUUAUUAGCCAGUUUCCUUUUUCGUUUAUGGAUUUGGUAGCGCUCCCUGCUGUUCACCGUGUCCUUUUAACGAUAGCGCGUGGGAUAAUAAUCUCCGGGGUGGAUGACUGUCCUCUUGGGUCAGCGUUGGGCUCUUGCGCUCUUCACCAGCCCCCCCCCCCAAUGAAAAAAGACUUAAUGGACCGGAUCAUCUAUUUAGAAAUGCUAUCUUUUAUCUUUUGCAGGUGUUCCUUUUUUAUGUGCUGGCAGAAAUGGCAAAAUUGAGUCAAAGACCAUUUCAUUGUUAGUAUAAAAAAAAAAAAACAUUUUAAUAGAAACGCCUUAUGCAUUCAUUGUUCCGCUGCCAUUGUGUGCCGCCUGGACGGCACUUCACAGUAUAUCAAAUAAAGAUCAUGCACUUUGA